Exserohilum turcica Et28A is the source of this 945-nucleotide messenger RNA. RefSeq lists its product as uncharacterized. The transcript has a single exon. NCBI's taxonomy places the organism in Eukaryota, Fungi, Ascomycota, Dothideomycetes, Pleosporales, Pleosporaceae. The record is from RefSeq and is a predicted model, not a curated record. The annotation marks the transcript as partial.
UCAUCCGUCUACGGCCUGCACCAUGGCCGACUACACCUGCAGGUCCCGGCCGCCAUGUGGAUGAACAUGGGCUACUGGAGAGACGCCGGCGCCAAGCCCAGGCUUAGUGAAGCUUGUCGCCGCCUUCUCGAAGCUGUUUUGCGCGAAGCCGGGUUGGUGCAGCACUCAGACACUCGGAAAGCGCCGCGCCCUACGAGAUGCUUGGUCGAUGUCGGCAUUGGCUGCGGCGACCAGUCCAUCUGCCUCAUGAGCGACAGGCCUGUGCGGCCCAGCGACACCGAGUGGUGGCAUCCAAGCACCAGUGCCGUCGAGUUUGAUUACUACGUUGGCAUUACCAAUGACGCCGUUCAGGCUCGCUAUGCCGGUGAGCGCAUCGACGAGUUAAAGCGCACCAUGCAGACAUUGCAUGAGUCACAUGACAGCAGCAUCGCCGUAGCCUGCGCCGAUGCCGCUGCCCCAGCUUCCUGGGACGACCAGCUCCGCACGCAGAUCCACACUGCCAGAAGCAAAUCAGACGAGUGUUGGGUUCUAGCCCUAGAUACCGCGUACCACUUUUCGCCCUCGCGCUGGCCGCUGAUCCAUCACGUGCACACCCAACUCGGCGCCUCUUUCAUGGCCUUUGACCUGUGUCUCUCGCCGUCAGCCACACUUGCACAGAAAACUCUGCUCCGAUUGUUGACGACGCUUAUGGGUGCCCCGUGGGCCAACUUUGUCACGCCGGAUGAGUACCGCCAGAAACUGGUGGAUAUUGGAUAUCCCGAGGAGCUGAUUAGUGUCAAGGACAUUUCCCAACAUGUCUUCACGCCACUUGCUGAAUUUCUCGAGCAGCAGGACCAAAGACUAAAGAUGUUGGGCUUAGGAAUAGGUAGUUUCAGUGUGGCUCGAACCAUGUUCAAGUGGUGGGGAAGCAGCGGUCUUGUUCGAGGAGUCAUCAUCGUAGCCAAG